AUGCUCUUCACCAAGGCCCUCCUGCUCCUCUCAGCGGCUGUUUCGCCCUUCGCGCUCGCACAGGAGACCGUCACUGUGUCUGGGGCACCUUUCACAACCACUGUCAAAGUCGUCAACGCCCACAGCACCCCGACUCCAACUCCGACUCCGACCCCGACCCCGUCCCCGUCCCCGUCGUCGACCCCGUCGUCGACUCACAAAUUCGUCGCCUCUACGGGUGGCAUCAUCUUGCCGUCCCCGGGACGCUGGAACUCGACUUCGUCUAUCAAGCCUAAGACUUCGUCUGUCUUCGUCACCGCGACCUCCCAAGUGGCCCCCGCGGAAAGCACUCCUGCCUCUGCGUCCUCAACGGCGCAUACUGGUGGAGCAGCCUCUGGCCGGGAGGUUGCAGGCGCCAUGAUGGCCGGUGUCGUUGCUGUUGCGGGUCUGGUCCUGAUGUGA
Molecule: messenger RNA, 441 nt
Organism: Rasamsonia emersonii CBS 393.64
Lineage: Eukaryota; Fungi; Ascomycota; Eurotiomycetes; Eurotiales; Trichocomaceae
Exons: 1
Coding region: 1-441 (146 amino acids)
Source: RefSeq, a predicted model, not a curated record